Messenger RNA from Scheffersomyces coipomensis, 582 nucleotides. RefSeq lists its product as uncharacterized. Lineage: Eukaryota; Fungi; Ascomycota; Pichiomycetes; Serinales; Debaryomycetaceae. The record is from RefSeq and is a predicted model, not a curated record. Bases 1 to 582 code for a protein of 193 amino acids. The transcript has a single exon.
AUGGAUAUGUCUAUGGAUCUUCCUCUUUAUCAUAGACAACCUGGAUCAAGGGAAAUAGAGCCAUAUAGAGCUGCUCGUAUGAACUACGCCAAAAAGACUGAUGAUGACAUGCCAACUCAGAAGAAUAAGUCUGAUGACUGGUGUGGCUAUAUCUGCUGCUUAACUUUUGGAUGUUGUAAGACAUACCCCAGUUUGAACAAAUACUGUAAAGAAGAUCCAGCGACUGUCAGCUGUAUAAUUGUUUGGAGUGUUUUGGUUUUAUGCACUCUAAUUUCAACAUUAACUAAUUUCAGGCCCUUUGUUUUCACUGCAGCUGCCAAGGUAGCCAUGGGCUUGGCUGUAAUUAUUGGUUCUGUUAAUCUGUACAAAAUUUGCAAAUGUUGCUUAUUCGACUAUUUAAUUUAUAUUUUACACCGUGAGAAGGUGCCAUGUUUAUGUCCAAUACGUACAAAUAUAGUAACAUUUUAUAUGUUAUUACUUUUCCUUGGUGGUUACCUGGGAAUUAUUAUCUUGGAACAAGGGUCUACUGCCACCACUAGUACUAGUGCCACCAACAGUACCAGCACUAUCACUCCUAGUUAA